This is a messenger RNA of Jaminaea rosea, 3375 nucleotides long. RefSeq lists its product as hypothetical. Gene Ontology annotation, biological process: regulatory ncRNA-mediated gene silencing; mRNA catabolic process. Gene Ontology annotation, cellular component: RISC complex; cytosol; nucleus. The coding region runs from base 128 to 3127 and encodes 999 amino acids. The transcript is spliced from 2 exons. The record is from RefSeq and is a predicted model, not a curated record. Lineage: Eukaryota; Fungi; Basidiomycota; Exobasidiomycetes; Microstromatales. Gene Ontology annotation, molecular function: RNA binding; nuclease activity.
CAUUGGCAUCCUCUUCUUCGCUUCAUUCCACUUCAUAUCCAUCGACUUGCCUUCGAACACGCUUUUCUCGACCGUACAUCAUCCACUCAGCAUCGUAGCCCCACCAGCAUCGUCCCGAUCAGCAGCAAUGUCCGCAGGAGCUCCCGUCGUGAUGCCUUCGCCGACGGCGCCCCUCCAGGGAGGCGUCCGCGUCCACAGCGUCCUCUCUGGAGACACCAUCGUCGUACGCCCCGUGCAGAUGACUGCGCAGGCUGGCAAGGAUGCCGAGAAUGGCCUCAAGAUUUUGCACAUCGCAGGCCUGGCGGCUCCCCGUAUGGGAAGCCGUGAGCGCGAUGACGAGCCCCAAGCCUUUGCCUCUCGAGAAUUCCUGCGCAACCUUCUCAUCGGCCGCGAGAUCCGCUACCGACUAGCAUACACAGCCAUGGGCCGCAACUUCGCCCACGUCUUUCUCCCACCAAAGGGCCCCGGUCUUCCCGACACCAAUGUCUCUCACGAGAUACUGGCAGCCGGCUGGGCAAAAGUGCACGACUCUGGCUCCAGGCGCAAUGCCAAUGCUGUGCCUGAAGAAGAGGGUGAGGGCGGUUGGAAGGCUAAUCAGCGCGCGGUACAGGAUGAGGCGCAGCUGAGCAAGCUGGGCAUCUGGGGACCUGAUGAGCUCCUCGCCGUCUCGUAUAACAUGCCGGAGAAUUCGCACGCUUUCCUUACCGAAUGGAAGGGCAAGGCCAUCGAUGCUAUCGUCGAGCAGGUCCGUGAUGGCUCACUGGUACGAGUACGCCUCUUGCUCACGCCCAAGCGACAUCAGCUCAUCAACUUGCACUUGGCGGGAAUCAAGACGCCGAGAGUCUCUGGUGGUGGUGGGCCCAACAGCGUCGACACGGGAGGCGAGGCCUUUGGAGAGGAGAGCAAGUUCUUCGUCGAGACAAGGCUCUUGAACCGCGACAUCAAGGUCACGCUCCUCGCUGUGCCGCAACCUUUAGCCACCCCUACGCCCUUUGGAUCAACGCAACAGCAGCAAGCGCAACAGCAGCAGCAACAGCAACAGCAGUCGACCGCAUCAGUCCUCAUCGGCAUGGCAAUUCACCCCAACGGUGACAUCGCCGCCUUCCUCCUCUCAGCAGGUCUCGCCCGAGUCGUCGACUGGCACACUGGCAUGCUGGCCUCAGUCGGCGGCAUGGAGAAGUAUCGCGCAGCAGAGAAAGUUGCCAAGGAUCGUCGCCUCAAUAUCUGGAAGGACUUUGUACCUACGGCCAUCUCAAGCCAAAUGUCCGUCCCUGCUGCCGCUCGUACAUUCGAGGCAGUAGUCACCCGCGUCAUCUCCGGAGACACGAUUCAUGUGAAGCGCCCCACAGCAGCCGAGCAGCGUAUCCAGCUUUCUUCUAUUCGUCAGCCGCCCAAGGACCAGCAGGGAGGAGGGUGGUCGUACGAGGCAAGAGAGUGCUUGAGAAAGCGACUGAUUGGCAAGACAGUCCAGGUGCAGAUCGACUACAUCAAACCAGCAGAGGCGGGCUUCGACGAGCGCACGUACGCGACUGUGCGAACCACGACGGGCGCCAAGGAAACCAAGGGUGCCAACGUUGGCGAGCUUUUGAUCCAACGCGGCCUAGCUACAGUAGUCAGACAUCGUCGUGACGAUGAGGACCGUUCGCCAUUCUUUGAUGACCUCCUCGCAGCAGAGGCCACAGCUGCAAGCGAGGCCAAGGGAAUCCACUCUGGCAAGGCGGCAACUGUGCCCAACUUUGUCGAGGCGUCAGAGAAUGCGGGCAGAGCCCAUUCUUACCUCCCUGGGCUCAAGAGGGCAGGGAGAGCACAAGCGAUCAUCGAUUUUGUGGCUAGCGGAUCGCGUUUCAAGGUCCUCGUCCCCCGCGAAAACGCCCGUCUCACGCUCGUCCUGGCGGGGAUCAAGGCGCCGCGCACUGCUCGCAACCCAAAGGAGAAGGACGAACCCUUUGGCAAGGAAGCGCAGGACUUUGCCGUUUCUCAUGCCCUGCAGCGCGACGUAGAGAUUGAGGUCCUCUCCCUCGACAAGGUUGGCGGCUUCAUCGGCUGCCUCUAUCUGCUCGGGCCCAAUGGCAAGCAGGACUUUGCGCAGAUGCUGGUUGAGGCUGGUCUGGCCAGUGUGCAUGGGCAUAGCGCUGAGGGCACGCCGAACGGGCCGAAGCUGUUCGCUGCAGAAGAGGCGGCCAAGAAGGCCAAGGCAGGGAUGUGGCAUGACUACACGGAAGAGGGGGAGGCUGUGACAGCUGAUCAGAAUGGCAACGGCGUCGCAGCAGGCGCAGUCAGCUCAGCAUCAUCAGGCCCCAUCGCUGGUGCCGCCGCGAAGGGAGCAUGGGGUGCUCGCCCUCCUGCAGGAGCAGUGGCCAACCAACCCGCACCGGCGCGCACAGACUAUCGCGACGUGGUUAUCAGCGACGUUCGAGGGGAUGGCUCUCUCGAAAAGCCCUUUGGUUUCAGCGUCCAAACGCUUGGUGGCGAGAUCUCACAGCUCGAGCAGCUUAUGCAUGACCUGGCGAAGACGUAUCGCUCCUCGGCACCCGCGCCCGCCAGCUUCCGCCCUCAGGGCGACGUAGCUGCCAAAUUUGAGGAUGGGGAAUGGUAUCGCGCACAGGUGCUGAAGGCAAGCCCGGCGGCCAAGAGGGCCACUGUGCUGUAUUACGACUACGGAAACCUCCUCGAGGACGUGCCCUUCAGCGAUAUCAAGCCGCUGGACGCCGCGAAGUUUGGCAGGGCAAGGCUGGCCCCGCAGGCGAGUGAAGCAAGGCUCAGCUUCGUCAAGCUCUUUGCUCCCGCAGCGGGAACAGGCGAGGCCGGCGCAGUCAACGAGUACGCCUGGGAGGCACAAGAGCGCUUCCGCGACUACCUUGGUCAGAAGCUCAUCGCCAACGUUGACUACCAGGAGGGGCAAGUGCUUCACUUGACCCUUUACGACCCGGCGAGCGCGAAUGUCGCUGCAGGGCCUGAGGCGUCUAUCAACGUCAGCUUGGCAAAGGAAGGGUGGGCAUUGCUGGAUGAGAGGGUGCCCUACUGGAAGAGCUAUCCCAAGAUGGGACAGAGCCUGGUGUCUGGAAACCAGGAGGCGAGGAGGAGACAUCUAGGCGUCUAUGAGUACGGCGACCCGGAGAGCUCGUAGAGCGACGUGGACGGCGAGGUUCGAUAGCAGCAUCUAUACUACAAUGACUCUCUGUGCUUCUGCUUAUGCUGGACUUGCACUACAUUCUAUUAUCGUUCAAAUCACAAUCAGCUCCCAAUUGCAUCGAUAGCCUCUGCCUGUCAGCCGACCAGGCACGUCUUGAGCUGGACAUCAAUCGGGGCAUCGCUGUCGAUGUUGACGUCGUCCUCCUCUCUUCAUUGUUUACAUUCUCGCAACAAGCAACAAGC